Messenger RNA from Lagopus muta (rock ptarmigan), 15786 nucleotides. RefSeq names its product zinc finger protein 501-like. The record is from RefSeq and is a predicted model, not a curated record. Gene Ontology annotation, cellular component: nucleus. Lineage: Eukaryota; Metazoa; Chordata; Aves; Galliformes; Phasianidae.
CGCAGCCGGGCAGCCCGACCGGAAGUGCUCUCCCUCACGGCUGCGCGGCUUCUGGCGGGGGCAGCCCUGACCGGAAGUAUCUGCCCCACGCCUGCGCGACUUCCGGCGGCGUGGGGCUGGACUGAACUGGUUGCUCCAGGCGUCGGUACCGAGUCCGGGAGAACGGCGGCCGUCUCUUCCCGGUACAGCGUGUGAGGCCGCGGUUCAGGUCGGGAGCCGGGCCGUGCGCGGGGCUGAGCUCCUCCAGCGCAGCUGGCGGGUGUCACUUCCAGCUCCCAAGCCUGUGGAGAUCUCCCUGCUGGAAGGAAGGGAUGAACCCUGGAUCCCAGGUGCGCACACCUUGGAGGACAUGGCAGGAGAGCUCAGCGCAGCAGGUGAUGGUAUCACAACUAUGAAGGAAGAUCUGCAGAACAGUGGCAUGGCCCAGAGGCAGUGUGCUAGCAUCCCUGUUGGAAAAGCCAGGAAGGAUGUCCAAGGGGGUGUGGAGCAAGGAGAGUACAUCAAGAAGCCACUGGGAAACUGUCCAGGAAAGAGAGCGAGGAAACACCUAGACUGCAGCACAGGUCAGAAGCAAUGUAAAGACUCAGUGAGCAAGGAAGUGUGCCAUAAGAAAAGUCAAAAUCCAUGUGAUGGGAGUGAGAAAAGCUUUCAAACUUAUUCUGACUGUGUUAACCAGCAGCACAUCCAUGCAGGAGGCAGACACUUUAAAUGCCAUGAAUGUGACAGGAGCUACAUAAAAAGUUGCAACUUGCAUAUCCACCAGUGCGUCCACACAUCAGAGAAACUUGAUAAUUGCCCCAAGGGUGAGAAGAACUUCAGUUCAGAUCUUCAUUCCCACCAGCGCAUGCACUCGGAAGACAGACCCUACAAGUGUCAACAGUGUGGGAAGAGCUUCAAAAGCAGUUCUAAACUCCUUUCCCACCAACACAUCCACACAGGAGAGAGACCCUUUAAGUGUCCCGAGUGUGGCAAGAGCUUCAAAAGCCGUUCUGACCUCAUCUACCACCAGCGCAUCCACACAGGGGAGAGAGCUUUUAAGUGUCCUGAGUGUCCAAAGAUCUUCAGAAGCAGUUCUGACCUUGCAAUCCACCAGCGCAUCCACACAGGUGACAAACCUUACAAGUGCCCUGUGUGUGAGAAGAGCUUCCGGCAGUGCUCCCACCUCAUGAUCCACCAGCGCAUCCACACAGGAGACAGACCCUACAAGUGCCUCAGCUGUGGGAAAGGCUACAAAAGCAGUUCUCAUUUGAAGAGCCACCAGCGCAUCCACACGGGAGAAAGACCGUUCAAGUGCUCCGUGUGUGGAAAGAGCUUCAAAAGCAGUUCCAACCUCAUCCGCCACCAGCACAUCCACACAGGAGAGAGACCCUUUAAAUGCCCAGAGUGUGAGGAGAGCUUCAAAAGCAGUUCUGACCUCAUCUACCACCAGAGCAUCCACACAGGAGAGAGACCCUAUAAGUGCCCCGAGUGUGGGAAGAGCUUCAGAAGGAGUUCCAACCUGACAAUCCAUCAUCGCAUCCACACAGGAGAGAGACCUUUUAAGUGUCCACAGUGUCCAAAGAGCUUUAAAAGCAGUUCCCACCUUAUCUACCACCAGCUCAUCCACACAGGAGAGAGGGCCUUUAAGUGUCCUGACUGCUCAAAGAACUUCAAAAGCAGUUCCCACCUCAUCCGCCACCAGCGCAUCCACACAGGGGAGAAACCCUACAAGUGCCGUGAGUGUGGGAAGAACUUCAAAAGCAGUUCCAACCUCAGAGGUCAGCAGCACAUCCACACAGGAGAGAGACCUUGCAAGUACUCUGAGUGUGGGGAAGGCUUUAGAAGCAGUCGUAAACUCAACUCCCACAGGCACAUCCACAGAGGAGACAGAUGACAGAAGUGCCCUGAGUUUGUGACAAGCUUCAGAAGCAGUUCCAGCCUCCUUACCUACAAGCACGUCCACACAAGAGAUAGAGCCUGCUAGUGCCACGAAUGUGAGAAGGUCUUCAGCUGGAACCCCAACCUGGUUCCUUGCUUGUGGAUUUGCAUGAUGAUGAAACCUUCACAAAUCGCUUGAGCAGAGGAAGAGCUCUGGAGCCAAAGCCAAUCAUGUUCCUCAUUCCUUCCGGGGGAAUUGCCCUGUCUCCAGCAGAAAGAGAGCAAUAUGGGCAAGUGGACAUGCAAAGGAGAAUCCAGUGAUUAUGGCAGGUGGAUCAGAAGCACAUUUCUGCAAGGUCUGUGUGCAGGGAAUUGUCUGAAGAAGUCAUUUCUUCUCACCCCAGAGAAACUCAUCUGCUGUGGGUCAACAGAUGAGGAUCCAGAUUAAACCUCAGCUGGACCAAGAAUUCACUCUGCAGGGAACGCAGGAAGAGCUUCAGCUGGAGCUUAACUUUUAGUAGACCCCAGUAAACCAACACAGGAGAGAGCCCCUGUGAGCACCUUGACUGCUGGAAGAAGUACGUCCAGAGCUGGGGGCUCAUCACACACCAGUGGAUACCAGUUUGGAACACAUCCCCUAUUUAUAUAUCCACAUUCAGUGCUGCCUGUGUUUGCCUGAGCAUGCUGCUCCCGGGGGAGGAUGGGAAGGAUGCCACAUGUGUGAGGUGUGAGCAGGUGGAGGAGCUGCUCUGCCUGGUGGUGGAGCUUAGGGAGGAGGUGGAGAGGUUAAGAACCAUUAGAGAGUGUGAGAGGGAGAUAGACGGGUGGUGUGACUCUCUGUGAGAAAGGAGCAGAGAUUGCAACCCCCAAACUAUAGUGGACCCUCUCCCUUGCCAUGGUCAAACCGAGAGAGCAAACUUGAGAAGAGAGGAGGAAUGGCAGCAGGUCCCACCUCAGCGAGUCAGGCAGCACUCAUCCCAACCUGCCUCGGUUCCUCAGGUGCCUCUAAUAGGUUUGAAGCCCUGAAACUGAAGGGUGAGGUGGCUGAGAAUGAGGUGGAGAGACAGGCUCCAAGCUUUUCUAAGGAGAGGCAGUCAGCUCCACGCUUGAAGACUGCCUCCUCCAGUAAAGAAAGGAGGGUGAUACCAUAAGUAACUCCCUUCUAUAAGGAAUUGAGGGCCCAGUAUGUCUGCCUGACCUCACCUAUAGGGAAGUGUGCUGCCUCCUCCCUAGGGCACGGGUCAGGGAUAUCUCUAGAAAGCUUCCUGGGCUUAUUCGCCCAUCUGAUUACUAUGCAUUAUUGGUAGUUCAGGUUGGCAGUGAUGAUGCCGCUGAGAGAAGCCUGAGGGCUCUCAAGGGACUGGGGAGGAUACUUGAUGGAGUGGGUGUGCAGAUGGUUUUCUCUUCUAUCCCUGCAAUGGUGGGGAAGGACACUGAGAGGAUCAAAAAAACCCUCCUCAUAAAUAAAUGGCUUAGAGGUUGGUGCAGGCACAAGAUUUUGGGGUUUUUUUUUGACCAUGGGGCAAUUUACUUGGCUCCUGGCAUGACGGCUGCAGAUGGAACUCACCUGUCUGCAAGGGGUGAAAGUAUCCUGGCCCAGGAACUGGUGAGCCUCACUGAAAGUUGUUUGAACUAGGUAACAAGGGGGAAUGGGACAAAAUGAGGGCCGCUGGGGUUGAGCGGGUAGUUCGAGGCUCAAAACAGAGCUUGAUGGGUGAUGAGGGUGGAGUUCGAAGGGAUGGAGAGCAGCAGGGGGAUGCUGCUUCCCUAGAGUGUCUGCACACAAUGUGUGCAGUAUGGGAAUAAACAGGAAGAGCUGGAGUUCUGCGUGUGGUCGCACGGCCACAAGCUCAUUGCCAUCACGGAGAUGUGGUGGGACAGCUCGCAUGGCUGGAAUGCUGUCAUGGAGGGCUGUGUGCUUUUUAGGAAAGAUCGGUUGGUGAGGCGGGGUGGUGGAAUUGCUCUUUAUGUGAGAGAGCAGCCAGAAUGUACUGAACUCCAGCUGGGGGAGAGCAGUGUAGCAGUGGAGAGCUUGUGGGUGAGAAUCAAGGGGCGGGCUGGUAUGGCUGACACUGCUAUGGGUGUGUACUACAGGCCUCCUGAUCAGGAGGAGGAGAUCAAUGAGGCCUUUUGUAAGGAACUGUAAGCAGUGUCACGAUCCCAGGUGCUGGUGCUUAUGGGGGAAGACUUCAGUUAUCCAGAUAUUUGCUAGAUAACAACGUGGCCAGGCACGCGCGGUCCAGACAGUUCCUGCAAUGUGUUGAAGACAACUUUCUGAUGCAGGUGGUGGAGGAACCGACAAGGGGAGGGCUGUUGCUGGACCUUAUUCUCACUAAUAAGGAAGGCCUUGUCAAGGAAGUAAAGGUUGGGGGCAGCUUGGGUUGUAAUGACCAGAAGGUGGUGGAGUUUGAGAUGUUGAGUGGAAGAAGUAAAGCAAAAAGUAGGAUUGCUACACUGGACUUCAGGAGAGCCAACUUUGAUCUCUUCUGGGACCUACUUGGAGUGAUCCCAUGGGCUAGGGUGUUGGAAGGUAAGGGGGUCUGUGAGAGCUGGUCAGCAUUUAAACAGCUCUUCUCCCAAGCUCAGGAUCGGUGCGUCCCUGUGAGGAAGAAAUGGGGAAAGAGUGGUAGGAGACCUGUGUGGAUGAGCAAGGAGCUCGUGCGCAAACUCAAAGGAAAGAAGAAGGCCUAUGAAAUGUGGGAAAAUGGUCUGACCACUUGGGAGGAAUAUAGAAAUGUUGUCCAGGGCCUGCAGGGAUGCGAUGAGGAAGGCUAAAGCCCUCCUGGAAUUCAAUUAGGCAGAGGUGAUAAAGGAUAAUAAAAAAGGCUUUGUUAAGUAUGUUAACAGUAAAAGGAAGACUAGGGAGAAUGUGGCUCCCCUACUAAGUGAGGGGGGUGUGCUGGUAAGGGGGGAUGCUGGGAUGGCAGAGAUACUGAGUGUCUUCUUUGCUUCUGUCUUCAGUGAUAAAGCUCUCCUUUGGGAAUCCCAGACCCUGGACGUUAGUGAGAGGGUCUGGGGAAUGGAAGACCUCCCUUUAGUCAGGGAAGAAUCAGCCCGAGAGCGCCUAGGCAACACCAGUGUUCAUAAGUCCAUGGGACCCGAUGGGAUGCAUCCACGGGUGCUGAGGGAGCUGGUGGAGGUGAUUGCUGAACCGCUUCUGUCAUCUUUGAGAGGUCUUGGAUAAUGGGGGAGGUGCCUGAAGACUGGAGGAGAGCCAAUGUCACUCCGGUCUUCAAAAAAGGCAAGAAGGAAGGUCCAGGUGAUUACAGGCCAGUCAGCCUCAUCUCUGUCCCUGGAAAGGUGAUGGAACAGCUUGUGCUGGAUGCCAUCUCCAGACAACUGGAAGAAAAGGAGGUUAUCAGGAGUAGUCAGCAUGGAUUCACCAGGGGGAGGUUGUGCCUGACCAACCUGGUGGCCUUCUAUGAUGUUGUCACUGGCUGGGUGGAUGGGGGGAGAGCAGUGAAUGUAGUCUACCUUGAUUUCAGCAAGGCAUUUGAUACUGUCCCCCACGACAUCCUUAUAACAAAGCUGAGGAAGUGUGGGAUAGAUGAGUGGACAGUGAGGUGGGUUGAGAACUGGCUGAGUGGCAGAGCGCAGAGGGUCAUCGUUGGCAGUGCAGAGUCUGGUUGGAGGCCUGUAACCAGCGUUGUUCCUAGGGGUCUGUGCUGGGUCCGGUCUUGUUCAACAUCUUCAUCAAUGACCUUGAUGAGAGGAUAGUGGCCACCGUCAGCAAGUUUGUGAUGAUACAAAGUUGGGAUGAUUGGCUGACACGCCUGAAGGCCGUGCUGCCAUUCAGCAAGACCUGGACAGGCUGGAGAGCUGGGCAGUAAGAAACCGGAUGAGGUUCAACAAAAGCAAGUGUAGAGUCUUGCAUCUGGGAAGGAAUAAUUGCAUGCACCAGUACAGGUUGGGGGAUGAGCUGCUGGAGAGGAGCUCUGUAGAGAGGCACCUGGGUGUCCUGGUGGAUGACAGGUUGGCUAUGAGCCAGCAGUGUGCCCUUGUGGCCAAGAGGGCCAAUGGCAUCCUGGGGCACAUUAAAAAGAGCGUGGCCAGCAGGUCGAGGGAGGUGAUCCUCCCUCUCUGCUCUGCCCUGGUGUAUAAUCAAUGGAUAUUAAGAUGUUACAAUCACAAAAUAAACAAGAGAGUUAGGCGAAGUAGAUUAAGAUAACAAAAGAGAAUAAAUGGAAGGCUUACCCUUAUGCUGGGCUCACCCACAAAACACCAGAAGGAGGGAUCUCCAGAAGAGAUCUUCCCUGCUGGUAGCCAGCUCUUAAAUAGGUCUAGGAGGGGUGCAGCCUGGCUCCACUGCUUCCAGCAGCACAGGUGAAUUGCCUUCACCUGUGCUCCUUUGGCUGACUCAUGGCUCGCCUCAGGUGAUCAAUCAGAGGUUCAGGCUGUGACUCAGCAGUUCCCAUACACUCCACCCCUUCAUGGCGUGAACCAAUGAUCAGGUUAACUAAAGGGUAAGCUUUCCCUAAUACAGAGAUCCGCUAUAUCGCGACGCUUACACAAUUUUAUUGCGACGUGUGUUCGUACAAUUCAAGACGAGUGAUGAUCAGUGGAUGAGUGCCCGUAAUUUGGAUCCUAAGUGGGGUGGCCCAUGUCGUCUGCAACAUUCUCAGGGCACUGGGUCUGCCGUCUUGAGGUCUUUCAUUCAAGUCCCGCAGGGUUUCAUACAGUCUUUUCAUCCACCCCUGCAAGGACUGGGAGUCUGUCUUCAGGGCAGCCUUAAGAAUACCAUUAUAACGUUCGAUGAGGCCUGCCCCCGUUGGAUUAUAUGGCAGGUGGAAUCGCCAUUCGAUGUUAUUUUCUUCUGCCCAGCGCUGUAUCGUUGCACCAGUAAAAUGAGUCCCUUGGUCGCUCUCGAUGACUUGAGGUGUCCCGUAGGCAGACAUCAGUUUAGUGAGUGCCUUGAUGGUAUAUGCCUGGAUUGCUUUCGGUACUGGAUAGGCCUGCAGCAGCCCACUUGCAGUGUCGACACAGGUCAGGGCAUAUCUUGCCCCUUCGGAACAAGGAAGGGGCCCGAUGUAAUCGACCUGCCAUCGCUGGAGAGGAUUGUGUCCCCUAGCAAGAUGGGCUGUUGUUUCGGGCAACGAUCUCGGUCUCAUCUUGGAGCAAGCGUCGCAAUCCUGGCAUGCCUGGACGAUAUCAGAUAGUUGUAUGGGCAGUCCCCAUGCUUUAGCAGCUGCCCACAUUGUCUUUUGUCCAGCAUGCCGUAGCUUCUGAUGCAACCAGCGGGCGAUGUUCUCAGAUGGUGAAUUCCCAAUCCAUCGAACUCGGGCCAGUGUGUUGGCUUCAUCGUUUCCCGGUGACUGUAGGAGCUGAUGACCAGAAACAUGGUAGACACGUACAGUCCUGUGUUUGACCGUAUUCCAUAUAUCUAACCACAUGUCUUUGCCCCAGAUCGGUCAGGCGUGGAUAGUCCAUUCCUGGGUGGCCCACUGUGCAAUCCAAAGAGUGAGCCCCCGGUACACAGCCCAACUGUCUGUGCAGAUGUUCAGGAUACCAUCACCGGGUUCCUUGGUUAUAACCAUCCACACGGCUCGCAGUUCUGCCCAUUGGCUGCUCUGACCAUCCCCCUCAUCAAACCAGAUUGUCUCAGUGGAAGGAUGGUAUGCUAUUGCCCUCCACUCUCCACAAUUGCUGAUUCCUCAGCAAUUGGGAUACUGAAGAAUGCAUUUGCUACAUCUAGGACACAAGGAUAGGUUUUUAUCUCCCUACUCAAUGUGUCCGUUAGGGAGGCAAUAUUGGAUACGGCUGCAUGAAAUUCCCCCAAGGAUUUUUAUGGACAGGCCUGGAACUUGCACCUUUUGGGGAUUUAUAGCCCAACCACUUGCUCGGGUUGCCCUUGCUGGACCUAUCUGUAUACCAGGCAUCUUCAGGGAUAGGAUAUUUUCCCUCCUGAACGGGACUCUUCUCUGGUGGAGCGACCAGUAUUUCUUUUGGUGCAUCACUGUGAUACGUAACUGGGCCUAGGAUCUUCUGGAGUUCUUCUUUCAGGGGGGAUGAAAACAGACUGCUCCUUUGGCUGAGAUAGGCGACCCAUUGUGCUGCUGUUUGUGCUUGGGCCACCCCUGUCUUAGGAAGGUGGGUCAGAUCUUUCACCCACCCCUGAAUUGGCAGAGUGGUCUUGACUAUAACUGCAGCUGUUUGAGUUAUUGGCUCUACUGCCUAUAAUGCCUAAUAGGCAGCCAAUAACCGUUUUUCAAUCAUACUGUAUCUUUCUUCUGCUCUGUGCCAAACCUGAGACCAGAAACCAAUGGGGGUCCAAACAGAGCUCUGGCGUUGCCACAGGCCCCAACCGAAGCCGUCUUGAGUAACAUGAACGUCCAACUCGGCUGGGAGGGUAGGAUCGAAUAUACCCAAUGCCUGGGCUUGUAUAACUGCCAGUUUUGCUUGUUGGAAAGCAUCCUGUUCGGUUUUCCCCCAGUCCCAUAGCUGCCCCUUUUUUGUGAGUCUGUAUAGCAGCCUUAGCAGCUGCGCUAGGUGAGGUAUAAAGGAACGCCAAUAACCCAAUAUACCUAGAAACUCUUGCAGCUGCUUUGAUGUUGUAGGGACUGGGAAGGCCUGAACCUUAUCUGUAACAGCACUGGGUAGCACUUUGGUCUUUCCUGACCAAACCACCCCCAGGAAUUUUACGGACAGGCCUGGACCUUGCACCUUUGGGGGAUUUAUAGCCCACCCCCUCUGUUGUAAAUAGGCAGUUAAUGAAUCUGCUGCCUGUCCUACUGCCUCCAGUGAGUCAGAUGUCAGCAGGAGAUCAUCAAUCAUCAGGUUUUCUCCAAUCAGCCAGGUCACGCGCCACUAGAUUGUGACAAUACUUUGGUGAAUGCACGUACCCCUGUGGCAGGACCUGAAAGGUCCACUGCCUGCCUCCCCACGUAAACGCAAACUGAUCUUGCGAUUCCUCAGCAAUUGGGAUACUGAAGAAUGCAUUUGCUAGAUCUAGGACACAAUGAUAGGUUUUUAUCUCCCUACUCAUUGUGUCCAUUAGGGAGGCAAUAUUGGGUACGGCCGCAUGAAUAGGCGGCGUGACCUUAUUUAAUUCUCUGUAAUCUACUGUCAUCCUCCAUGUGCCAUCCGACUUUCGCACUGGCCAUAUGGGGGAGUUAUACGGGCUGUGUGCAGGUCUUAUAAUGCCCACUUUUUCUAAUUCCUGCACCGUUCUCGAUAUUUCAUCUUGCCCACCCGGGAGUCUAUACUGUCUAACAUUAGUAAUCCGGCGCGGUUUCGGCGGGCAAACAGGCCCGUGUUUCACAUGGCCUCUUAAUAUUGCCUGCACCGCUCGGAUACUGAUACAUCUUUGUCGAAGUCUGAACUCUCCCACAGUUGUUUGGAGAGCCAGACCCCAUAGAAUGUCUAUGCCCAGGAUGUAUUCUUGGACUGGGGCAAUAGACACCUUGUACUCCCGGGGUGGGAGACGCCCAACCCCCAAUUUUAACCAUGUUUGGGUGACAGGAAUAGUCUGUCCCCCAAAACCACCAAUCAUCACUCUGUCGCCAUGAAAUUUUCCCGGAUCUCCAUAGAUAAUUGAUGUUUCUGCUCCAGUAUCUACUAGUGCCAUAACUCUCUGAAUAUUUUUUCGGGACCAAUAAAUAGUUAAUUCUACAUAGGGCCUCCGGUCCCGUCUGGAGGCCCUACGGGGACUAACAUCCCUUGUCACUGCAUGAAUUGUGCUAGGGCCAGUUCUUUUGCUUCCGACGGCUUAGGCAUUGUGGCCCGAGACACCUGAGGUGGCUCUUUUUUUCCUAUUUGAAACAAUAAAAUCUUCUAGGUUCCAUGUUGUUGUUGGAACCCUGUCUAUAGCUCUUACCCUUGAUUUCUUAGGGUAGCUCUGGAAUUUUUGAUUGUCCUUUAAUUGUCUCCAGAGCUGGAGAAGGACAUGGUUGGGCUGGCGGUCGAUCUUAGCAAAUUGGACCCCAGCCCGAAUUAAAUCAUUAAACAUUUGUUUUCGGGAUACCCUGAUGGGUCCCGAUGGAGGAGCUCGAGUAGCCAGCAUUUUGGUUUUAUUUACCGGCAGGACCUCUGCUUCUUCCAACAUCCGAAUAUUGCGCCUAGUCCGCAGGCGUUCUGUUUCUCCCAAGUCGGCAACUAACUGGGCAGCCUGCUGGACUACGGCUUCUGAUGCUACAAGGGGAUUUAAUAUGGAGACUAGGGUGCCGUACAGAUGGGAGGGAGCUUGCUGUAAAAUUAAAUCUCUCAUCCCUGCUGAAAAUUUAACCAUAUCAGGGCCAUCAAAUGUAUCUUCAUAGAUGGCCUCUCUUACACCCAGUUCGCAGAUAUAAUUUUGAAGGUCCUCCAUGGAGGACCACAUUCCUGUAUGUAACGGUAUGUCUGAUUUAUUCGGCCAUACCAUACGGCAGGCCGCCAUUAACCAUUCUAGUAUGGAAUGGUUUUCAUCACGAUAUUGAUUGCCUACGUAUAACCUCUGUCUGAGAGCAGGAUGGACGGUCAUGGUGGCCAACUUAGAUAUUUCUGGGCCAUUCACCAAGACACUUUCUGCCCCAGAAUCCCACAGUCUCAAUAACCAAGCCGGCACACUUUCUCUAGGCUUCUGCCGAAAUCGUUGUACUAAGUCCAUUAAUUCUGUUGCCGUGUAUGGCCGAGCUGUAACAUGUAAAUGAGUCUGGGCAGGGGGCCAUUGAUCAGGCGGCACCCCUGCCGGUCUGUCCUGUACUUUUUUUGUUUUUUGGGUUACAACAGGACGGACUUCCAGUGGAUCAGUUAGAAUUGGACAUUCAAGAUCUGAUUUGGAUUUCUUGUUCACCUGAUCAACGAAGUCUGUUGAUUCAGGAGUCUAGUCAUCAUUUAUUGAAAUGUUACGAAUUUGGCCUAUAGGAAGAUGUAGAAUUGGCUUCUUCCCCGUUAAAACGCCAAGUUCGUGCUCCAGCUUUUCAAUGCGGUCUUUCAAAAGCUGAUUUUCAGUUUCUAAAGUAUUAUUUCUUAAGUCCGCAUGAUUUAAGGCAGUCAAUAAUGGCCAUGCCACCAUGGAGGCAGCCAGUUGUCUUUCUUUAGUAGUGAGGACAUCCUUGCCAAGUCCUUGAAAAUAGUCCACCAUGCGAUAUGGGGAGAGAUUGCCCGUAACCUGUAAGGGACCCCAUUUUUCAAUGAUAGCAGCUAACUCAUAGUAGGGGGAUCCCUCAAAUCCUGGGAUCUGCCCUGGAAUCAUUUUCUCUAGAGGAGUAUUGUUCUCCCCCUUGACCCAUUUAUAGAAAUUCCAUAGAAAAGACAUGAUGUUAAUUUUAGUAUAUUCGGCCUGCCUGGCUCACCAAGUGUAUAAUCAAUGGAUAUUAAGAUGUUACAAUCACAAAAUAAACAAGAGAGUUAGGCAAAGUGGACUAUGAUAACAAAAGAGAAUAAAUGGAAGGCUUACCCUUAUGUUGGGCUCACCACAAAACACCAGAAGGAGGGAUCUCCAGAAGAGAUCCUUCCCCACUGGUAGCCAGCUCUUAAAUAGGUCCAGGAGGGGUGCAGCCUGGCUCCACUGCUGCCGGCAGCACAGGUGAAUUGCCUUCACCUGUGCUCCUCUGGCUGACUCAUGGCUCACCUCAGGUGAUCAAUCAGAGGUUCAGGCCAUGACUCAGUAGUUCCCAUACACCUGGUAAGGCCUCAUCUGGAGCACUGCGUCCAGUUCUGGGCUCCCCAGUACAAAAAAGACAGGGACCCCUUGGAAAGAGUCCAGCGGAGGGCCACAAAGAUGGUGAGGGGCCUGGAGCAUCUCCCCUAUGAAGAAAGGCUGAGUGAGCUGGGUCUGUUCAGCCUUGAGAAAAGAAGGCUGAGAGGGGACCUGAUCCAGGUCUAUAAGUAUCUAAGGUGUGGGGGUCAGAGUGGCAAGGCCAGACUGUUUCCAGCAGUGUGUGCAGACAGGACAAAGGGAGACGGCCAGAAAACUGCAGCAUAGGAAGUUCUGCACAAAUGUGCACAAGAACUUCUUUAGGUGAGGUGACGGAGUGCUGGAACGGGCUGCCCAGGGGGGUUGUGGAUUCUCCUUCUCUGGAGAUGUUCAAGACCUGCCUGGACACCUACUUGUGUGACCUGGUGUAGGGAACUGCUUUGGCAGGGAGUUGGACUCGAUGAUCUCUGGAGGUCCCUUCCAACCCCUAUGAUUCUGUGAGAAGAGCCUCUGCCACAGCUUGAGCCUUAUGAGAACAUUGACACUGGGGAGAAGUCCUGUCCAUGCCUGCACGGCAGCAAGUGCUUCAACCACAGCUCCAAGCUGACAAAGCACCAAUGAGUCCACAUGGCAAGAAGCCUCACAGAUGCCUCAAGUUUGUAAGAAGGGCUUUGUGCAGGAGCGAGAGUUCCCCACUCACAAGAGAUUGCACUCCUGGAAGAAAUGUAUGUUCCAAAUGUGGGAAGAGGUUCAACCAAUAAAAAAAAAUUCAAAAAAAAUAUUUUUCCAUGCCUUAUUUUCUCUUCUUUUCUUCCUGCAAGCAGCUUUUUGAAUUUGUUUCCUAAGGAAUAACGUGUGCAGGAAUGUUCUGUGUGUCUGUGUGUAUGUGUUGCUUCCAGUAAUUUCUGAUUCCACUGAUUAAUCAGAUGCAAAGGUCAGGAGAGCAGUGAAGUGGCUCUUGCAUGUUACUGAAAGUCACUUGCAGUUGAAAGGAAAGGGGGAGAAUAAAUUAACUGACUUGUCCCAAAGUUUUUCUUUUCCUUGGGGUCUGGCCCUGUUUUCUUAAAAUAAAAAACCAUGCAUGGAAGAUGUGGAAAUGUGGAAUCAAAGAAUCAGUUGGACUCUUAAAGGUCACGUAGUCCAACUCCCCUGCAGUGAACAAGGAAAUCUACAGCCAGAUCAGGUUGCUCAGAGCCUUCUCCAGCCUUGUGUGUAUCCAAGGAUUGGGCAUCCACCACCUCUCUGGGUAACUUGCUCUAGUGCCUCACUGCCCUGAUUUUAAAAAUCUUUUUUGUUAUAUCCAAUCUAAAUCCCCCCGCUUUUAGUUUGGAAACAUUUCUCCUUGUCCUGUCACAACUGACUCUGCUAAUUGUCUGCAUCCUUCUUUCUCACAGCCCCAUUAAAUACUGAAUGGCCACUCUCAGGUCUCCCCAGAGCAUUCUCUUCUCUAGGCUGAACAUCCCCUGCUCUCUCAGCCUGUCCUCGCAGGGGAGGUGUUCCAUCUGUUGGAUCAUUUUGAGAAAGAGGGAAUUUUUUUUUCUUAGCACUGAUUCCAGCAAACUGCUUGCUUCUGGGAGCAGGCAUGUUUGGCAUACACUGCCUUAACCAUUCCUAAUGGUGUUACACAUUGGCUAUACUCCUUUUUCCAGGUGGUUUGAUCAGGAGCUCAGGGCAGCUGUCAGACACCAACCUCAGUUGGCUCAGAUACAUGUGUGAAAAGCUUUGGUUUUUGUUCCUACAUUCAGCAUCCCAAGUUUCAACAGGUGCUGGGAGCAAAGUCAGAGCAAACCCACAGUGCAGAGAUUUCAGAGCACAAGAAGCUCUAUAGUGUGUGUUUGUCUUGCAAGAUAUCCCUGCACUGGGGCAGGAUUCUUCUCCACUCAUGCUCUGCAAGGCUGGCUGGGCAGAAAAGAUGCUCGUGUGUCUCUCCUCUUCUGUGACCACAGAAAGUAUUUGUUAUCGAGCAGUUUCCUCUGGAGUCACCAUAUCUCAGAGACAUGCAGAAGAAUGGGGAAGACUUUCUAUAUUUUAUCUCCCCAGAAUCAUUUUAAUUGCUGAUUUCCCCCCCCUCCCCAAGGUUUUAAGGUGCACCAUUUGCAAAGGUAAGGUUUUUUUUUCCCACUCACAGAAUCUACCUGUUUUGUCCCUGCUUUGGGGAAGAGGCCUUCUACAGGAGUCCUUAGCCCUUACAGAGUUGUGACUGCAGUGCCUGGGCUGCAGGAACAGGAGGAUUUUGGGAUCCAAGAUUGUUUGUUUUCCUUGUGAUGGUAGGAUAGGAUACCUGAAGGAGAGGGACUUCCAUUUCUGAAGUUGAUGUUCAUGCAGGAUGAUGUGCAAGGAGGGCUCUGUCACUGGGCUAGUUGAAACAGCAGUUGUAUCCAGCCUGCAGAAAGCUAAGCAACAAGAUGUUCACCAUUCAUACACAUCAGCUUGAAAUUCCAUCUCCUCUGCUUCAUGGGGAGCAGCCCCAGCACGCGUUAAGGGUUCAGAACCUAGGGGUCUGCAAACUGGAAAAAGCAAUAGUGAGUGUAUCAGCCACUAUGGAAAGGAUUAAGAACCUGACUAGGUGCCAUCCAGGGUCUGCAGGCAGAGAUCUGUUCUUUGAGGUCUUGCAGAAUAGAAUGUCCCUAGACCUUCACGCAGCAAAGGCAGGAGGGGUCUGUACGAUAAUUAACCAAAGUUGCUGUGCUUGUGUGGACCAAAAUCCACAUUUGGAUUCAUGGAUAUACAGCAUAAGUUCACUCACUGGCUCCCUAACUUUACCUGGGUAGAGCAACUGUUUGUAGCAGUAGUUGUACUGAUUAUCCUUAUAGGGAUAACCUGCAUAGGUAUGCAGUGUUCUUUCUGGUGUUGUCCUAAGAGAAAAAGACCUAGAUGAUUAUGCCAAGAGACAUCAUAUGAACCACCAGGUGGAAUCUAGAAAGUAAUUCAGGAAGGUGUUAAUGGACAGUGGUGCAUGGUAGGCAAAAGGAUUUGCUAAGGAUAUAAAAAAGGGGAGGAUGAAUCACGUGAACAGCUUUUCCAUGCUGUGAGAACAGACUUUCUGGAUAACUUGAGUGGAUAAAAGCUGAAGGACGAGCUGCUUGCGUACAGGUAAGCUCAAGAACAGAAUGCAGAGUUGCACAAACUUGCUGACAAACGAUGAUAAGAAAGAGGAGUAGAUGCUCUGUUGUUGAAGACAGUGAAACAGAUCCUCAGCCCAACACAACACCAAUACCAGCUGGUUCAGGCUAUCCCCAGCUCCCUUAAAAGGUUGGAAGUUCACAGAGAGGUUCACAUCUAGCCUUCAUUCAGUGACCACCAGAGACCCCCACCACAUUUUAUGAUGCACGCUCAAGAGGGUGGGACAAUAGGAUUUUCUUGGCAGGGGGUUUGAUUAUGAGUGAUGCCUCAUUCAGCAAUUUCUGUUCCAAAGCUUUGAAGCCCACUCCUUCCUAGGCUGAAUACUGCCAUAAACUGCACUGUACCGCUCUGAAUAAGUUUUGUGCUGCACUGCAUUGCAAACAUACCAUUGUAUUGCAAAUAAGCAGUGUUACUCAUUAAAUUAUGGAGCAGUUGAAUUCACUGCUGCUUGUGACCCUCUUUGUGUAAGCCUAUAAAUUUCAUGUGACCCAUGGAACAAAUAACACUGGGACAAGCAGUACCAGGAUUAACACCAAGGAUACCUAAAUUUGUAUUUAGCAGAUACCCUGAAUUACUCCUCCAUGGGCAGGAUGUGGGGGAAGCACUCAUUGCUCUCUGAGCAUCAGCAAACCCUCAGCUCUGGAAUUCUGGAUAUUUUCCAGCUGGAUCCUUCCAGAACCAGAGCUGGAGAUGGAGCAGGAGAGCACAGCCUUCUGCGUUGCUCCCCCCAGGACUUCCUUGUGCAAAAGCUGUCCUUUGAGAGACCUGCAAAGCCCGGCAGGAUGUGGGGGAGGAGCACUGCAUGCCCUCCUAUGAGCUCCCAUAGGAAGCCACCACUUUCGUUUUUGCUGCUUUUGCACCACUGCAGCACUUUUGGAGCUCCACAGUGUUGCUCCCAGGACUGAGUGGGGAAGAUGCCACUAAAGGAGAAAAAAGAAAAGGAGAAGCCUUGCAGUGACAACUGUAACCCUGGGCAACUGGGGGAGAGUGUGGAGAGCCUGAUGAAGAACAUUGAUGUGUGCCGCAGCGUGGGCCUGGAGAUCAUCAACAGGACCAAGACAGUGAUACUGAAGGAGUUCAGGAGUUACUGCUUCAGUGGCCAGAAUGUGGAUCCCCUGCCCUUUCAAAUUGGCCCAGACUCCAAAGGAAUAUGUGCCUUUGCAAAAACUCCCUACAGCCUGCGAGGGAGCGUG